Molecule: messenger RNA, 1428 nt
Organism: Xyrauchen texanus (razorback sucker)
Lineage: Eukaryota; Metazoa; Chordata; Actinopteri; Cypriniformes; Catostomidae
Product: putative nuclease HARBI1
Exons: 2
Coding region: 200-1366 (388 amino acids)
Source: RefSeq, a predicted model, not a curated record
GCCCUGUCCCAUUUCUCCCCCCUUAAAACUUCCACUUGGUUUUGAGUGCCCUCGAAAGUAAAGUCCCCUCAACGAGGGAAGUGGAGUUGAAGAUCUUUCCCUAUGAAAUGGGACACCACUAUAUGCAAAUUAGCGCGGCAAACCUCACUACGUCACGCGCAACGUCGACGUGUCUACUACUACUAUUUUCAUUCAGAAAAUGCCGGUUCCAGCUGUUGUGUUGCCUGUUGUGUGGGCUGUGUUCGUGUAUCUACGUCUGAUGAAUCAACAGAGAAGGCAUGUGGAAUAUAGAAGACGCAUUCGCCGUCUUCUUUGCCUUGAGGAUUUAUUUCAGAGUGACCGUCCAGUGACAUACUGCAGUUUGAAUACUGUUGUGCCCAUCCUACGCCUGUGGUUUAAUGUGGAGUUAGAGAUCAAACAGGACUUCAGGUUAAAUAGGCAGGCCAUGCAUGCCCUGCAGCGCCUGAUGCAGAGAGAGCAGGACCAUGGAUGGGGCACUGAAUUUGAAGUCCUGAUAUACGUCUAUUGGCUUGCCCAUGGACUUUCCUAUCGUGUGGUGUCGCGAGUUUUCAGUGUGCCCAAAUCCACUGUUCACAGAAUUAUUCACAAGGUGGCACAGUUCAUUUGGGACAAUCUACAUAGAGCCAUUGUCUUUCCGAAGCCUGCAGACCUGGACACUGUGGGUGAUGGAUUUGCCCAGUGCUCUGGAACGCCCGUCCUCAACAAAGCUGUAGGUGCUAUUGAUGGCUGUCACAUAAGAAUCAAGCCCCCAUCAGUUCAUCGCCUGGACUAUUUAAAUUACAAAGGGUUUUACUCCAUAAACAUGCAAGCCAUCUGUGACUCUGCUGGAAAGUUCCUGGAUAUUUUUGUAGGCUAUCCAGGUUCCGUACACGACACACGCAUUUUGAAAAACAGUAACUUUUAUCUGGCCAGAAAUUAUCCACCCAAUGGAUACUUUAUCCUGGGAGAUGGCGGAUAUCCUUGUUUGGAGACACCAAUCUGCCUCAUCACUCCAUAUAGGGAACCUGUGAAUGGCCCAGUGCAAAGGAAAUUUAAUUACCACCAAUCAAGGGCACGUUCCAUUGUAGAGAGGGCCUUUGGCAUUAUGAAGACUCGUUGGAGGUCCACACUUUUCAGGGCCCUGGAGGUCAGUCCUACAUUUGCACCCCAGGUCAUAGCAUCCUGUGCUUUCCUGCACAAUGUUUGCAUUGAUAAUGGAGAUGUCCUGGAACCAGACAAUGAUGUGGCAGUGGACAUCCUGGACCCAGAACCUCCCCUACAAGAAGCUCCUGAGGCACAUGAAACACCAGGGAAUGCCACAAGGGACAGACUUGCUGCCUUGAUCAGCGCACAAGCCCCUCAUUAGAAAAUUCUGAUGAAAAUUGUAAAUAGUUCAACUCUCUGAGUGUGUUUUUUUAAAUGCACAUG